Alnus glutinosa is the source of this 2900-nucleotide messenger RNA. RefSeq names its product ETHYLENE INSENSITIVE 3-like 3 protein. Gene Ontology annotation, cellular component: nucleus. The record is from RefSeq and is a predicted model, not a curated record. Lineage: Eukaryota; Viridiplantae; Streptophyta; Magnoliopsida; Fagales; Betulaceae. The transcript has 3 exons. Bases 511 to 2316 code for a protein of 601 amino acids. Gene Ontology annotation, molecular function: DNA binding; DNA-binding transcription factor activity.
ACCUUCGUGACCCGCUUUGGCCGCCUCACCAUCUCUCUCUCUCUCUGCGCCCUGAAUUUGUCAACUCAUCUAUAAAUGAAGGAAAACAAAAUCCCAACUUUGAAGGUUUGCAAAGUUCACAUUCAAAUCCGGGACUUUUCAUAUUAUACGUUGAAGUUGAAGAGCUUGGAGCGAAAAUUUGGUAGUGGCUGUUUGUUUUCUGGAAGAAAGGUAGCGGCUGUUUGAGAUCAUCAGAAAGAUGGGGUUUUGAUUGAAUAGAGGAACGGGGUUGUUUGCCUGAAUCUCUUGGUGUUUCCUUUUGAUCUUAUCAAUAAUUUUGCAUUGUUUGGUUCCUGAUCACAAAACGUAGGAAUAGAAAAGAAACCAAAUACUCAAAAAAAAUUGAUUGUGGCUUGAUUUUGAUAUCCAAUAAAAGUGAACCUUGUGCUUGUAAGGAGCCUGGUACAACUGCUUGUUUUAGUCGAAUCAUUUUUCUCAGCAACCCAGUGAGGGUUAUUGUAAAUUGAUUCAAUGGAGCACCUAAUGAUGGCUGAUGACACAUUGGGCGACGGUUCGGAUUUGGAAAUUGACGACAUAAGGUGUGAAAACGUAGCGGAGAAAGAUGUUAGUGAUGAAGAGAUUGAAGCAGAUGAUUUGGAGAGGCGAAUGUGGAAGGACCGUAUCAAACUCACAAGGAUUAAGGAAAAACAGAAGCUUGCAGCACAAGAAGCUGCAGAGAAGCAAAAGCCCAAGAAGACCUCUGAUCUGGCUCAGAGGAAGAAAAUGUCUAGAGCACAAGAUGGGAUUCUCAAGUAUAUGUUGAAGCUGAUGGAUGUCUGCAAAGCUCGGGGAUUUGUUUAUGGUAUCAUUCCUGAGAAGGGCAAGCCAGUGAGUGGUGCUUCUGAUAACAUAAGGGCAUGGUGGAAAGAAAAUGUGAAGUUUGAUAAGAAUGGGCCAGCAGCCAUAGCCAAGUAUGAAGCGGAGUGUCUUGCCAUGAGUGAGGCGGAUAACAUUCGUAAUGGGAACUCUCAGAGCAUUCUGCAAGACCUUCAAGAUGCAACUCUUGGGUCACUUUUAUCUUCUUUGAUGCCAUACUGUGACCCCCCUCAAAGGAAGUACCCUCUAGAAAAGGGAGUUCAACCACCUUGGUGGCCUACUGGGAAUGAAGAUUGGUGGGUAAAAGUAGGGAUACCCCAUGGUCAAAGUCCUCCUUAUAAGAAACCACAUGAUUUGAAGAAGAUGUGGAAAGUUGGAGUGUUAACAGCUGUGAUAAAGCAUAUGUCACCUGACUUUGCAAAGAUAAGGAGGCAUGUCCGCAAGUCGAAGUGCUUACAGGAUAAGAUGACAGCAAAGGAGAGUGCAAUCUGGUUGGGGAUUUUAAGCAGAGAGGAAGCCCUAAUUCCGCAGCCCAGUAGUGAUAAUGGGACAUCUGGUGUAACUGAGGUGCGACGAAGUGGCUGUGGUGAAAAUAAGCAAGCUACGAUCUGUAGUGACAGUGACUAUGAUGUAGAUGGUGUAAGCUCUGUUUCAUCUAAAGAUGACAGGAGAAAUCAGCUGAUGAAUGUAGAACCUUCAGACAAUCUAGACAAUAAAACUCCUUGUGUCCCGAAUAAAGAUCCAGGGGAAAAGCAAGCGAGAAGAAAAAGAGCCCGUGUCAGAUCAAACCCUGCCAAUCAAGUGCCUGCACCGUCUCAGAAUGAACGUCUACAUGUUGAGCCAAUAAUCUCUCUGCCUGAUGUAAACCUCACUGAUGUUGAGUUAGUUGGAUUCCAGAUUCAUGGGGGUCAACAGGAAAAUGGUAUAACUGCAUCUUUGAGGCCCCUAGAGAAAGAUAUUGAUGUCCAGCCCCUGCUACCUGCAUCUGAAUUUAAUAAUUUCUCUGCUCUGCCUUCUGACAAUGCAAUUUCCACUCGGAGCAUGUAUGUGGAUGGAAGGCCUUUGCUUUAUCCUCUGGUGCAAAACACUGAGAUGCAUGAUGGAGAUGCUGGCAACUUUUAUAGUCCAUCAGGUGAAUAUGGGCGCACACAUGACUGGCAGCGGUCUCAGAAUGCAAUGAAUGAACCUCAAAUGAAGCCAGAGGACGUUGGAGUCCAUGUACCCGCAUUGGAUAGAAGUGCAAGCGAGAUUCCUGGAGGGGACUUGCACUACUAUGUAAAUAACAUGUUUAACAACGAGCAAAAUCGACCUGUUGAUUCUCAGUUUGGCUCUGCAAAUGAUAGCCUGUCAUUAUAUUACGGUGGAUUGAACAGCCCCUUCAAUCUUGGAAUUGAUCAUGAACCGAGUACAUUUGAGGACUUCUGGGAGGAUGAAGAUUUUAUCAAAUACUUUCCUUCAUAAAAAAUUAUUAGAUUUGAUACAUCAGAGCUUAGGUUGGACUGCAAAAGUGCAGCAUCCAUUGAUGUUAUUUUUGAAGAUUUCAACAGUCGAAGAAAGAAUAAAAGAUGGUAUCAUUCCCUUUUCUUUGACAUGCUUUUGAUGGUCAACUGUGGCUGUGCUCUCUGCCAUUGUUGUCCCGCCUUGGAAACCUGCACGAUGAGGGGUAGAAUACAUGGAGAGAGAGAGAGAGAGAGAUAAGAGUCAUACAUGGAUAAGAGAAAAGAUCAACUCAGUUAGUUAUAUGUGUAUUAUGUAGGGGCAUUUUUGUCUUUUCAUAUUUUCGGGGACAAAAAUGCCCCUAUAUUACAACUAACCGGAUACUCUCCAGUUUAGUUGAACUAGAAAGAUGCUAAUACAAGUAUCAAAGCUACACUUCCUUGUAUCAAGUUCAGAGGGUUUCGUUUGGAGGCGUUCUAACUUCUAGGUGCUACAUUUAAAGUAGUGUUUGGACGAAAAUCUUCCCUUGGUAGAGGAUGAAAUAAAAUCAAUUGUAACAAAAAGGAAAUUAAUCACAAUUUAAAAACAAAAAUCCAACAUUUACAUAA